Radiomyces spectabilis is the source of this 570-nucleotide messenger RNA. RefSeq names its product SWIB/MDM2 domain-containing protein. The record is from RefSeq and is a predicted model, not a curated record. Lineage: Eukaryota; Fungi; Mucoromycota; Mucoromycetes; Mucorales; Radiomycetaceae. Bases 1 to 570 code for a protein of 189 amino acids. Gene Ontology annotation, biological process: transcription initiation at RNA polymerase I promoter; nucleolar large rRNA transcription by RNA polymerase I. The transcript has 2 exons. Gene Ontology annotation, molecular function: RNA polymerase I cis-regulatory region sequence-specific DNA binding. Gene Ontology annotation, cellular component: nucleus; RNA polymerase I upstream activating factor complex.
AUGCAAAAUGGAUUUUACCCACCGCCACAGCGCAAUUACUAUACUUAUGCACCGGCCAAACCUGAUCAUCGACAAAAGCGGAAGAACGUAGAGUUAGAGAACGGGUCGCCCAUCGACCUUUUGCCCCCAAAGAAGAAAUCCAAAGCUAAAAAGAAAAAAAUCAAAGAACCGGAAGAUCCCAACGCCCCUCCCAAACCGAAAAGAAAAACAGGUCUGAAUAAACCACUCAUACUGAGUACAGCAUUAUCGGCGGUCAUGGACGGUGAUACAGAGUUAUCGCGUCCGGAACUAGUAAAAAAACUGUGGAAGUAUAUCAAGGAGCACGAACUGCAAGAUCCUGUGGACCGAAGAUACAUUUUAUGCGAUGAGAAACUCAAGCUAGUGUUCGGAGGACAAGACCGAGUGAAUAGUUUUACCAUGAACAGAGAUUUGUCUGCACACCUUACCAAGAAAACAGAAGGGCAAAAAGAUACAUCUGUGUCUCCUGCAUUGACCGCCGAUACACCCGACGAUAUCGUCGUCACCCCAAAGGAAGGGGAAGUCAUUCAGUCUUCAAUGAGCUCAUCCUGA